This is a messenger RNA of Cucurbita moschata (crookneck pumpkin), 1463 nucleotides long. RefSeq names its product putative disease resistance protein RGA3. The transcript has a single exon. Bases 103 to 1440 code for a protein of 445 amino acids. NCBI's taxonomy places the organism in Eukaryota, Viridiplantae, Streptophyta, Magnoliopsida, Cucurbitales, Cucurbitaceae. The record is from RefSeq and is a predicted model, not a curated record.
UUGAAGCUUGGAAGGAGUAUAAAACUUCCAACAAAGUUGAGAAAGUUGAUCAACCUAAGGCAUUUCGAAGUUGAUUUGUGUAACGGAGAUCAAAUUAAGCUAAUGCCUAAACAUUUAAGUCGAAUGACUCAACUUCAAACGCUUUCUAUUUUUGUAGUUGGGUCAGAUGAAGGAUAUAAGAUUGAGGAGAUUGGACGUUUAAAAAACCUUAAAGGUCAAUUAAGCCUUCUACAACUCGAGCAAGUCAAAAGUAAAAAGGAGGCCAUGACUGCAAAUUUGGUAGAGAAGGAAAGCAUUUCUGUGCUAAAUUUUGAAUGGAGUCUUGACAGAGAAGACUGUGGUGAUAAUGAUUUGAAUGUGUUGGAAGGGCUUCAACCACACAUAAACCUUCAAGGAUUGCGUAUUCUUAACUUUGCAAGUGAACUUAUGCCCAGUGGUAUUUUUGUUGAAAACUUAAUUAAGCUUGAGCUACACUCUUGCAAAAGAGGUAAAACUUUACCAAUGCUGGGACAGUUGUCCAAACUUGAAGUUCUUUACAUUCAUAACCUAAGAGGUGUAAAAAGUAUUGGAGAUGAGUUUUACGGGAAUUAUCGCGACAGUAAAACUUUAUUUCCUAAAUUGAAAACAUUUGAAAUUUCGAGAAUGGUCAGUUUAGAGCAAUGGAAAGAUGUUGCUACUGUGACGAAUUGUACAACUUUUCCUCAUCUCGAAAACUUAACCAUGUGUUCUUGUCUCAAACUAACGAAUAUUCCAAACAUUUUUGCAACUCAUAGUCAAAGGUUGGAAGCUGACACGGUUAAUGUAAGGUUACUUUCAAGUUUUCAAAGUCCUCCAAACCUUCGAUCUCUAACCAUUUAUGAUUGUACAAGUUUGGUAAAGCUGCCAAACUGGUUAGACUGUUGUUGCUCACUUGAAAAUUUGUGGAUAGGCGAAUUUCGUGAUGAUAUUUCCCCUCCAAAUUUGCAAAAUCUGCCCUACUUGUCUUCAUUACACAUUGGAAACUUUCAUAAUUUUCCAGAGGGGCUCGAUGGUAUUCAUAACUUGAAAAGAUUAAUAGUUGAAGGGCCAAUGGAGGGUCGUGAUUGGAGUCGAUUCAUACCCUUCAAUUCACUUGAAGUUCUUGAGUUGCAUGAAACAGGAACUAAUAGUUUAACACAACUUCCUCGACAACUUGAGCUCCUCACCUCGUUAAGAUCGUUGCAUAUUCAGAGUUUUAAUGGCAUUGAAUUUUUGCCAGAAUGGUUGGGAAACAUUACAUCUUUGGAGACAUUGGAGUUGUCGGAGUGCAGAAAUUUGAAAAACUUGCCCUCGAAAGAAGCUAUGUCAAAUCUAACUAGAUUGAAUCGUUUGGAUGUGUAUAAAUGUUCCCAGCUUGAAGUUGGUGAAGGUAGUGUUGAACGGGAAAAAGUUUCGCAUGUACCCAACGUUCGUGUAUUCUAGAAUAACUAUUUUAUAUUUGUUUC